CUUCGGCACGGCCCUAGGCCAUCUCGCGCUCUGUUUUCUUACCGUGGCACUGCACUACUUUCCUUUUAGGUCACUAAUAGCUACAGAAGUUCUGCGUCAGUCUUCUCAUGGUCCACAGUGUAACCUCAUAGUCUGAGUAUUUUACCACCCUCACUGUAAAAGAUUUCUUCCUCAUGUCUUGCCUGAAUCUCCGCUUCUUAUGUUCAUAGUUGUAAGCAAAGGACAAAUAACUGCAUUUUCAGCAUCGAGCCAAUGUGGUGGGACCCAGCGAGCCAACUAUGUCUGAUGCUACAUUUGCAUUCACUACCCAGCUAUACAGGAAUGAAGCAAAAGCUUUACAAACACAGGGUGAUCUAAAAGCUCAAUUCAAAAUAAUGUUGAGCACUGGCGUUUGUCUGAGUGGAUGGGGUGCCUUGCGUGCAUUGAGGAAGUACCAGCAUGACAGGAUGUAGAGGUACAUCACCUGUGUAAGGUGCUCCAUGUAACAUCGGCUUUCUUUGCACUUCGGAACAGCUCCAGUUUAACAGAAAUGUUCCUGCGCUUCCAGAGAACUUGGCUCUCAGAUUCUCCAACCCCCGCCCAAUUAUAAUAGAAAAACUGAAGGCAUCCAACGCCCAGAGAACUCUGGCUGGCAGUGAGGACCCCGCCACAAGAAGCACUGGCAUGUUUUCAGUGGUAUCUGAAGAGAGACUAAAAUUGGCUAUUCAGCUUGCCAAAAGGGACAUAAAACGAAGACAUCUUGAAGAGCAAGUGAAACGGCAAGUGUUUGGAGGUGCCGUCGGUAAACCAUUGUUGGCCCAGAAGUCACAGCAGCAGAAGACUGAAGUAUUUGAAAGCCCAGAAAAUAAAAAUGCACUGAAGUCCCAAACUUGCUUGAAAUAUCAGCAGAACCUCAGUCAGCCUUCCCAAAUGGAGAGCGCCACCUCUGGCGCGGAGGUUUCUCUCGGCACACCAGGUGCGGGGAAGCCCGUGCCGGCUGGUUUGGGUGCUCCCCCCACCCGUGCCACAGGACCGGACCCCAGGCCAAACGGGAGCAAAAAGGAAGAUGGAAAUCUGCAGGAAGUCCGACGGCUGCAAAGGGAAUUGAGGAGCUAUGUCCAGAAAAUUGAAGAACUGACUAAAAAAGGGGGAGAGAGAGAAAUUUUAGAUCCUGAUAAAGAGCAACAGCUUUGUGCUAGGAGACAGAAACAAGCUGCACGAUCAGCUCGGAUGCUGUAUGUACUCCGGCAACAGGUAAAAGAAAUUCACGAUGAUUUAGAGAAACUGAGUCCUCAUAAAAUCAAACAUACUAAAAAGUCCCGAGCAGCAUCCAGGUUGGCAGCAGCACACAGAGGAGCUGUACGAGCCUUGCAGGCCUUUGCCAGUCAGUUCACGGACCAAACAGAGCAGCGGGCUCCUGCCCACUACAGGGAGCUGGGCAGUCUCAUUCGGCAACUGUCUCUCUGUUCCGCCAAACUAGAAGUGGAUUCUUCUGUUUCUGACAUUAUCAUAGAUAUUUUGCUGCAAGUUGAGGAUCUGGAUUCACUGCUGGAAAAGAAACAAGCACCCCAAAAAGUGAAGAAGUGUAUUUCAGCCUCUCAGGGCAAAUCUCCAAGGAACAGUGACACAUUUGCACCCCUAAAGGAGCUUAUACCUCCAAAAAGAGAAAAUAAACCUCUCAUCUUAAAGGGACAGCAUGGACCAGAACCUAGAAAGCUUCCAGCCGCCAGGGGUCUCCUGACUGAUACACGUCGGUACGUUACAGGUGUUUCAGCAGUUCAAAAGGCAAACAGCUGUGCUCAUAUAUUGCACAACGAAUUCAGAGAAGAAAGCGACCCGCCCGCUCCGGAGCGAAGCGCCGCUCUGCGAGGAAGCGCGGGAGCACUGGUGAGAGCCAGAGCUGCAGAAAGAGAUCCCGUCCUUGAAAGUGGCCCUUUGAAGAAGAAAGGUGUGUUAUUACCUGCAAAAUCACAGGGAAUGCAGAAAUCUCUAAAAUCAAGGCGGGUGCGGCCUCACGGAAAGCAUGCCCGAUUUCAAGAGACAACUAUAGCCUUCCAGCUAAAAGAGAACAAACGCCUUGUUAAGGAGAGCAGAACAGCCUACACGCCUCCAAACCCUCCGUCUGCACGUGCUCCACCUAAACGACUAGUGUGGCCUGAAGCAGAAGCUUCAAGAAGAGCGAAGGUUCUAACUGACCUUAGCAGAGGAGAAAUGAAAAAAACACAAAAGUUAAGGUCUCGAAGUGCUUCUCCGCCCCUGUGUGCAGACAACGUUGAGAAGGCAGCACGGGAGCGCUCAGAACCGCUGCUAGAUGGGACACAGCACGUUGCGGCAAGUGCAGAUACUCUGAGUGGAAAGCUAUUGGAUGAUCUUUUGGAAGAUACUGCUGGGGAGCUGUGGAGCACGGAGCAGCGUGGGAGACUCCAGGCCAAGGCUCUGCCCCUGGCUGGCGCCUGCACUCUGGAGUCCAUGUUGCAAAGAAUGGAAGAAAUUGAAAAAUACCAGGAGGCUGUACGCAGGAGAUUUACCCAGGUCGUGUACUGUGAUUCGGAGUUCUGGGCCCAGGAAGGCAGAAUGGAACAACAAAUUGAAUCAAUAGCUAGGCGGCCUACAUCUCCUCAUCCAAUUCAGAUAACCAAACUAAUUGGACGCACAGAGCCAGAAAUGGACAUUUUGUCUGAAAAACGUUUUGAUGGCAAUGAUAUUGAUGAAAACAAAGAAGCAGAGGAGAAAUUGCAGCCUGGAAAGGACAUUCCGCAGCCCUUGGCUCAGAACCCUCUACAAAAAGAGUGCUGUGUGUGUCUCUCUGUGCCGAAGCAUAUGCUCCAGAGCAUCUUGGAUUACAACAGCAGAUACGAGCAUCACUUAAGGCUCAUUUCCCAUGAGGCGGUAGGCAGUUUCGAUCCAUGGCAGAUCGCUGAGAGGUAUACAAACUCUUCUUGUGGUUUUGAAGUGAGUGUGUCAGCUGAUGAGCAGGUUUUUCUGUCUUUAUUCGGGAAAGGAGUGGGGAAGGGGACAUUGAAAUUCCAAAUGAAAAGCCAGAAGCAGUCUGUGAGGGAUUGCCCACAAUUGCCUGGAAAUAUGAUGUACUUCAGAAAUCACCUCUUGGUCUUGUAAAGUCCCAGCCCCCCAAAAAGCCUGGAAAUACAGGCUGAACUUGAGCCUUGCUAGUCCUGUUCUUUCAGAAUUAAAGAAAUACGGGCACAACAUGAGUUGACAUAGAGGGGACAUUAAUUCCCUGCAGGGUGGAAAUCAGAAGAAUUCUGAGUAUCGGAGGAGAUAAAUGGAAGUAGAAAACUCUGGCGUAUUAAGAAUUACAAAAUCUAACUUCAGUGGUUGUAGAUGGAGUGGUUUGCCAUAAUUGUCCGUAUUGGCAGAUUGGACAUCAGGCUUAAUUGCCAAGAGUUUUCCAACUUCUGCUCACAUUUUUAAUGCCGUAGCAUCGAAAUCAGUGAUACAGCUCAUUUGAGUAACAUUGGGCAUCUGCAUCAGAGUUUCCAGGAACAGGUCCUGCAAUAUUUGAGAUGACUUGCAUGUAUGAAAUUAAUCGUGUCUUGACGGUUUGCCCAACUCUGGAUAAGUAGGCACAUUUUCAAUAAGUGUGGUUACACGACUGUAUUUGAAUCUGCUGAACUGAACCACUGAAAUAUGCCUUGUCCGUCCCCAGCGCUCCCGUCCGGCGCCCCGGGCCGCGCUCCCGUCCGGCGCCCCGGGCCGCGCUCCCGUCCGGCGCCCCGGGCCGCGCUGCGCUGCGUGGCCGCCGUGACCGCGCAGGUCGGGUCGGCGCCCUCCAGGGCCGGCGGCAGCGAGCUGCUCCUCCUAACCGCCGAGCUCCACUGCUGCCCUUUCCUGAUUCGGGUUGUUAUCCCAAACCAAACCACAAAGCAAUCCGAUAUCCAGCAUGCCUCCUUGACUUACUCUUACCACCAGAGGGCAUUAGAAAUAGUUUUAUAUAGCAUAGUAUCACAAUGUUGAAAAGAAACACUCCCAUCCUGCGCUCAAAAGGUCUUAGAAAGACUAACUUUAUGAUAUUUUAGAACAUAUGCAAAACUGGGAAGUUUUCAAGAGGCCAGUAAACAACCGUGUUCUUACACUAAAUAGUUUUCCCUUCUGUAACGUCUGCUGCGGUCUAGAGAUCAAUGAAAACUGAAAAUUCUGGUCUCGCUUUUCCUUGAAGGCCACGGCGCUCGGUAGGGCUUGAUUCGGUGGCAGCUAAAUCGAGAUGGUGCUUCCCAUUUACUUCAGCGGCCUUUGGAUGAGCACCAUGCUGUGGCACCUCCUGUUCCAAAGGCAGGAUUAGUAUCUAAGAGUUUGAAACAAGGAAGCAACUGGGAUCUCUCAGCACUUUUGAGCCUCAAGUAUGUUCUUUGCUAUGAAGCAGACUGAGGAAGGGAUUUCUGAUAUCUUAUUGAACACAUAUCAGACCUUUUCUUGGGCUAAGCAGUAAAAAUAAUGGAAAAACAUGAGUAUUGGCCUUUUAAAAUCAGGUCAUUGAUAUCAAUGGAAUGAAUGACUGGAAUUUGAAAUCUGACUUUGUGAACUUUCUCCCUGUCUCGAUCUCCCGCCCUGCCCGCCAGCCUUGCGGAGCAGCUCGCGGAAGCAGCGCUGCGUGACGUGGCCGCCGAGCUGCAGGACGCCUGCGAGGAGUACGCAGAGGCCGUGUUUACGUCAGAGUUUUUGCAGCCGGUGCAGUGAACGCCCUCAAACCUGCCCCAUUGUCAAACGCAACGUCAGCCGCAGUCCAACAGACUGUCAGAUGAUCUCAUUUUCAUGUUUUUUUAAAAGUCUGUGAGAUUCUGUUCAUCAAAUAAAUUAAGUCAAUCAAGGAUUCAUCUCAGAUUUUUAUAAAACCAUUAUCACAAUGUUUUCCUUUUCGGACUUUAUUACACUAUGCUUAUGAGGAUUUUUUUUUUUGUAGCCAGUGUUUCAAAUAGAAUGAACUGUUACAGGUAAAGUUUAUAUAUUUUGGUAGAAAUGCUGAUUCAUUUGUGUACCUGUAUAACUUCGUUUGUUUGUACGUGUGAUCUUCUUGCUAGAAUAACAUGCUGAGAGGAGGACUGCGUUCAAACAGUGCCGUGGACUCAGCUGGACUGUGCCUCAGUUUUCUGCUUAAAAAUUGAGAGAAUCUGACUUAUCUACCUCAUAACAGAGCUAUGGGUUUUAGUUUAUUCUUCUUGGUAAAAUGCAUUUAAUAUAUGUGAUAGUUGUGUCAGAAGAAGGAAGCAUUUCUAAAGCCGAGAUGGAACAAUCUAGAGUAAAAUCUGUUUUGUUUGCUGUAUAGCACUUUCAGUGUCACGGAAGACAGACGUUGCCUGCCCUCCGUGCCUGGCAGGCGCGCUCGGGUGGGUUCUUUCGGGGUGGCUGUCCGAAGGAAGGAUUCUGGCGGCGCAGCGCUCAGCAGCUGUGAGCGCAGCACGGCAGAGCCUCCGGGCGCCCUGCGGCCCGCCCCUGCCCGCGGGGCCCCUGCCCGCUGCCUGCCUGGCCUGUCUGCGUCCGGUGACCCGUUUCUCCAGUGGAGCUCAACUUAUAACACAAGAAUUUUUAACCUAAGGUUUAUUUAAUUUCCUCCAACUGGAACAUGCAUUUUAAAACUAAUUUUGUUUUUAGUGAAACCUGGUUUACUGGUUUGUUCCUCUUGAAAUUUACACUAAAUGUAAUGAUGUAAACGAUGUGAGCCUGGUUUUAAGUCCAAAAGGUUAGAGUCAUAGUGUCUCUAUGUGUGCGUAUAUAUGCCUGUGAAUGUAUUUUCAAGACAUUUUAAUUUUUAAUAAACAACACUUGUUUCUUAGGACAGAA
Messenger RNA from Columba livia (rock pigeon), 5775 nucleotides. Its product is annotated as KIAA0753 ortholog. The coding region runs from base 664 to 3096 and encodes 810 amino acids. The transcript has 14 exons. Gene Ontology annotation, biological process: centriole replication; protein localization to centrosome. Gene Ontology annotation, cellular component: centriolar satellite. The record is from RefSeq and is a predicted model, not a curated record. NCBI's taxonomy places the organism in Eukaryota, Metazoa, Chordata, Aves, Columbiformes, Columbidae.